UGCGAUACAUAAAGCUGAGGAGCUGAGGCCUCCCCUUUUGGGUCGGUUCUGGGGCGCGCAGCGCGGAGCCAGCAGCUGCGGAUCCAGCGGGAGCGGGAGCCGGAGCGGCCGCGGAGACUCGGCGCCCCUGCCUCCGGUGAGCCCUCUGCCAGCCGCCGCGGUGCCGGGGAAGCCGGGCGCCCAGUGACCGAGAAGCAGUCGGACCCGCGGGAGCCGCGCGCCGCGGCCGGAGGAGCUGCCCGGGACCCGGACCCAGACUCGGGGCGGAGGAGGCGCACCGCCAGCAGUCAUGUCGGUGGUGGGGCUGGAUGUGGGCUCGCAGAGCUGCUACAUCGCGGUGGCCCGGGCCGGGGGCAUCGAGACCAUCGCCAACGAAUUCAGCGACCGGUGCACCCCAUCAGUCAUAUCAUUUGGGUCAAAAAACAGAACAAUUGGAGUUGCAGCCAAAAAUCAGCAAAUCACUCAUGCAAACAAUACAGUGUCUAACUUUAAGAGAUUUCAUGGCCGAACAUUUAAUGACCCCUUCAUUCAAAAAGAGAAGGAAAACUUAAGUUAUGAUUUGGUUCAGAUGAAAAAUGGUAGCGUUGGAAUAAAGGUAAUGUACAUGGAUGAAGAACAUCUGUUUAGUGUGGAACAGAUAACAGCCAUGCUGUUGACUAAGUUAAAGGAAACUGCUGAAAACAACCUCAAGAAACCAGUAACAGAUUGUGUUAUUUCAGUCCCCUCUUUCUUCACAGAUGCUGAGAGGCGAUCUGUAUUAGAUGCUGCACAAAUUGUUGGUCUAAACUGCUUAAGACUCAUGAAUGAUAUGACAGCUGUUGCUUUGAACUAUGGAAUUUAUAAGCCCGAUCUCCCAGGCCCGGAUGAGAAACCUCGGAUAGUGGUUUUUGUUGAUAUGGGACACUCAGCUCUACAGGUGUCUGCCUGUGCCUUUAACAAGGGGAAAUUGAAGGUACUGGGAACAGCGUUUGAUCCUUUCUUGGGAGGAAAAAACUUCGAUGAAAAGUUAGUAGAACAUUUUUGUGCAGAAUUUAAAACUAAGUACAAGUUGGAUGCAAAAUCCAAAAUUCGAGCCCUUCUUCGUCUGUAUCAAGAGUGUGAGAAAUUGAAAAAGCUAAUGAGCUCCAACAGUAUGGACCUGCCACUGAGCAUUGAGUGUUUCAUGAAUGACCAGGACGUGAUGGGAAAGAUGAACAGGGCACAAUUUGAAGAACUCUGUGCUGAACUCCUGCAAAAGAUAGAAGUUCCCCUUUAUUCAUUGAUGGAACAGACACGGCUCAAAGUAGAAGAUGUGAGUGCUGUUGAGAUAAUUGGGGGCACUACACGAAUUCCAGCUGUGAAAGAAAAAAUUGCCAGAUUCUUUGGAAAAGAUGUUAGCACAACACUCAAUGCAGAUGAAGCAGUUGCCAGAGGCUGUGCAUUGCAGUGUGCAAUCUUGUCUCCAGCAUUUAAAGUUAGAGAGUUUUCCAUCACAGAUGCAGUUCCUUUUCCCAUAUCUCUGGUCUGGAACAACGAUUCAGAAGACACUGAAGGAGUUCACGAAGUGUUUGGUCAAAACCAUGCUGCUCCCUUCUCCAAAGUUCUCACCUUUUGGAGAAGCGGACCUUUUGAACUGGAAGCUUUCUAUUCUGAUCCUCAAGGCGUUCCAUACCCUGAAGCAAAAAUAGGCCGCUUCAUAGUUCAGAAUGUUUCUGCACAGAAAGAUGGAGAAAAAUCAAAAGUGAAAGUGAAAGUGCGAGUCAACACACAUGGCAUUUUCACCAUCUCUACAGCGUCUAUGGUGGAGAAAGUCCCUGCUGAGAACAGUGAGCUGCCUUCUGUUGAAGCAGAUGUAGAGUGUCUCAGCCAGAGACCUCCAGAAAACCCAGAGGCUGAGAAAAAUGUCCAGCAAGACAGCAGUGAAGCUGGAACACAGCCCCAGGUACAAACUGAUGGUCAACAGACCUCACAGUCUCCCCCUUCACCUGAACUUACCUCAGAGGAGAACAAAACCCCAGAUGCUGACAAAGCAAAUGAAAAGAAGGUUGACCAGCCUCCUGAAGCUAAAAAACCCAAAAUCAAGGUAGUGAAUGUAGAGCUACCUGUUGAGGCCAACUUAGUCUAUCAGCUGGGGAGAGACCUGCUGAACAUGUACAUUGAAACAGAGGGUAAGAUGAUAAUGCAGGAUAAAUUGGAGAAGGAAAGAAACGAUGCUAAAAAUGCAGUGGAGGAAUAUGUGUAUGAGUUCCGAGAUAAGCUGUGUGGACCAUAUGAAAAAUUCAUCUGUGAGCAGGACCAUCAAAAAUUUUUAGAACUGCUCACCAAGACCGAGGACUGGCUCUAUGAGGAAGGAGAGGACCAAGCAAAACAAGCCUAUGUGGACAAGUUAGAAGAAUUAAUGAAAAUUGGCACUCCAAUUAAAGUUCGAUUUCAAGAAGCUGAGGAACGGCCAAAAGCAUUUGAAGAACUAGGUCAGAGGCUGCAGCACUAUGCCAAGAUAGCAGCCGACUUCAGAAAGAAUGAUGAAAAAUAUAACCAUAUUGAUGAGUCAGAAAUGAAGAAGGUUGAGAAGUCUGUGAAUGAAGUGAUGGAGUGGAUGAAUAACGUCAUGAAUGCCCAGGCUAAAAAGAGUCUCGAUCAGGAUCCUGUUAUACGUGCUCAAGAAAUUAAGGAAAAAAUAAAGGAGUUGAGUAAUAUCUGUGAACCUGUUGUAACACAACCCAAACCAAAAAUUGAAUCACCCAAACUGGAAAGAACUCCAAAUGGCCCAAAUACUGAUAAAAAGGAAGACGUUUUAGAUCAAGGCAAAAAUAAUUUUGGUGCUGAACCUCCACAUCAGAAUGGUGAAUGUUACCCUAACGAGAAGAGUUCGAUUAAUAUGGACUUGGACUAGAUAACAUUAAAUUGGCUUUAUCCUUUAAUAAAAUAUUUUUGCCGUAGUAUGUGACUCUAUGUAACAUACUGAGACUAUUUAUAUUUUCUUUUUUAAGAAUGUUUAGAACUUUUGUGUACUAUAUGGAAAAAGGAAAAGCUUAAGUCUGUAAUCUUUACGAUCCUAAAAGGGAAAAUUGCCUUGGUAACUUUCAGAUUCCUGUGGAAUUGUGAAUUCAUACUAAGCUUCUGUGCAGUAUUACCAUUUGCAUCACUGAGAAGGAAAUUGACUUGUCUUUUGGAAAAGCUAAAACAAACUAUACUGCUUGUUCAAGAGGGCUGUGGGUAAAAACAUUAAGCAUUUGUUCCUGCCAAGGUAGUUUUCUUGCAUCUUGCUCUCCAUUUCAGCAUGUGUGUGGAUGUUUAUAAACAAUACAAUCUGAUUUUACAAGGGCUUUCUAAAAUUCUGUCCAAUAGAAGAUGACUUUUUGCUUUGAUAUUAUUAAAAUGCAUUGAGUAAUGCAAGCGCUAGUGAAAUGUGUUAGCAGCAUGCAGAACAAAUCUUUCAAAUGUAUCACUUGUUACACAGUGCACUGUCAAGUGGAGGUGUCAAAUGGAAGAAAUGUAGGUUGUGUGUUGCCGGUAUUGUGAAACCUUUUAUGAGCUUUAAAAUAAAGUUCAUCUAUGGUAUCAUUUCUAAA
Molecule: messenger RNA, 3551 nt
Organism: Pipistrellus kuhlii (Kuhl's pipistrelle)
Lineage: Eukaryota; Metazoa; Chordata; Mammalia; Chiroptera; Vespertilionidae
Gene: HSPH1
Product: heat shock protein family H (Hsp110) member 1
Exons: 18
Coding region: 290-2872 (860 amino acids)
Biological process (GO): protein folding
Cellular component (GO): cytosol; nucleus
Molecular function (GO): ATP-dependent protein folding chaperone; ATP binding
Source: RefSeq, a predicted model, not a curated record